UUUGCGAACAAGAAACCUGAACUAGCCAUUACUAAAGCUACCUCCAGCUCUAAAAUGUCAUGAUUCCAUUCUUUCAGAAAAUGCUAGGACGCAUUUGCAAUUCCAGUUACCCUCCAGCCUUGCUUGGCCUCCGUGAGGAUUAAACCCUGAUAUCCCAAAGCAUCCAUUGUAUGUAAAGAAUUAACUUCUCUCUUAUACUCCUAGAAUAGGAGUUAUGUACUCUCUCUGGCAGAAUGGAGAAGAUAGUCACUCCCAUCAUGUUCUGUGUUCUGUGGUCCAGAUGAGGAACCUGGGGUGAGAAUGACUUGCAAAGUCCUCUAAAGGUCAUCCAGCACAGAACACCCAAUGGGGUGCCACAGAUGAGCUACAGGGAUGCCAAGAUACCAAUCUGCUUGCCUUCAGUGGAGGCUGGAAGUCCCGCGGAGGCCCAGAAAGCCCAGGAGGAUUUAAUUUUCGAAAUGAUUACCAGGAACCAGCCCAAGAGAAAUGAUGAAAACAAAAGUACUGUGGCCCUUUGCGACUCGAGUUCUUCUCUCUGAAAAUACACUCUUCUUUUAGAGCAGAGGCCUCAAAGCUGCCCAGACGAGCAAAUAGCUUUUCCCAGUGAAAUAUUUUAUUUGAGGCAUGGAGGCUCAUUUGGGGGAAAUGCUGAGAUGCGGGAAACUUGCGUCGCCGUGGCGAGUAAGCACAGCUGAUUACGUUCCCCGCCCGCCUCCAGGAAAGGAUUCACAGGCACCCUUCUAUGAGGUAGUCCUCCACUGCGCUCUGUUGCCUUUAGAAAAGUGCAAAAUUCCUUUAAAUCCAGGCACUCUGGAAACUUCGCAAAGCUGAGACUGAUAAAUACUGCUCAGGCACAGGAUUGAAAGCAGAGUUUGAGCUGCUCCCCUAUCAAGCCGCAUCAGCAUCACCUGGGAGCUCUUGGGAGCGGCAAAGUCGGCCCGGCCCAGGAGACCCGGAUGUGAAACCCGGGGGGCGGGACUACCAAGUCCAUUGCAAGGAGCCCGCGAGGGAGUUUGGCGCGCGCUAAAUUGGUAGAAGCACUGGUUUGAGAAAAGCAUGGGACCCUGCCAUUAAUGGAGGGGAAAAGCGGGGAGACACCAGCAGAUUCCAUCCUGUAAGCUGGUAGGAAGCCUGAAGGCUUGAUGGGAUUCCAGUGUGAUAGGAGGCAAGAACAUGCCUCAGGCAAGCAGAGUGCUGGUGGCAUCCCGUAAUUUUGCAAAUGAUGCUACAUUUGAAAUUAAGAAAUGUGAUCUUCACCGGCUGGAAGAGGGCCCUCCUGUCACUACGGUGCUCACCAGGGAGGAUGGGCUCAAAUACUACAGGAUGAUGCAGACUGUUCGUCGAAUGGAGUUAAAAGCAGAUCAGCUAUAUAAACAGAAAAUUAUUCGUGGUUUCUGUCACUUGUGUGAUGGUCAGGAAGCUUGUUGUGUGGGCCUGGAGGCCGGCAUAAACCCCACAGACCAUCUGAUCACAGCAUAUCGGGCUCACGGCUUUACGUUUACUCGUGGGCUUUCUGUCCGAGCAAUUCUCACAGAGCUUACAGGACGAAGAGGAGGUUGUGCUAAAGGAAAAGGAGGAUCGAUGCAUAUGUACGCCAAGAACUUCUACGGGGGCAAUGGCAUCGUGGGAGCUCAGGUGCCCCUGGGAGCUGGGAUUGCUCUGGCCUGUAAGUAUAACGGAAAAGAUGAAAUCUGUUUGACUUUGUAUGGUGAUGGCGCUGCUAAUCAGGGUCAGAUAUUCGAAGCUUACAAUAUGGCGGCUUUGUGGAAAUUGCCUUGUAUUUUCAUCUGUGAGAAUAACCGCUAUGGGAUGGGAACAUCUGUGGAGAGAGCAGCAGCCAGCACUGAUUACUACAAGAGAGGCGACUUCAUUCCUGGGCUGAGGGUAGAUGGAAUGGAUAUCCUGUGUGUCCGGGAGGCCACAAGGUUUGCAGCUGCCUAUUGUAGAGCUGGAAAGGGGCCCAUACUGAUGGAGCUGCAGACUUACCGUUACCAUGGGCACAGCAUGAGUGAUCCUGGAGUCAGUUACCGUACACGAGAAGAAAUUCAGGAAGUUAGAAGUAAGAGUGACCCUAUCAUGCUUCUCAAGGAUAGGAUGGUGAACAGCAAUCUGGCCAGUGUUGAAGAACUAAAGGAAAUUGAUGUUGACGUGAGAAAAGAAAUUGAGGAUGCUGCCCAGUUUGCUACAGCUGACCCUGAACCACCUUUGGAAGAACUCGGCUAUCACAUCUACUGCAGCGAUCCGCCUUUUGAAGUCCGGGGUGCAAACCAGUGGAUCAAGUUUAAGUCCAUCAGUUAAUGCGAGAUGGUACACCUUCAGUUGGGUAUUCAGCAGCAACUGUAAGGAAUGCUUUGGGUUCUCAACUUUGUUAAAGAGGAAAAAACCCAUAGAAAGAAAGUGUAGAUUUAGAUAGAUAGAUAGAUAGAUAGAUAGUGUAAUUGCAUGUGGUUUGUACAGUGUUGCAUUAAAAGAUACAACGUCUUUUAAUGUUAUAUCUUAAGGAUAGUAUGGAUCUUAUUAUAAAGGUUAUUUUAGUUAUAUAGGUCUAAAAUAGGUAAUAAGAGUUUGCUUAACCCUCCUUCAAAUUACUUCUUUAAAAUAGUUCUAUUUGGUUUAGUUGUAUACUCGUUUAACAAAUACUUUUUUAGUUACUAAAAGGAGAAACAGUUCCUUAUAUGCCUGUCCAACUCUGCCACCUUUUUGCGGGGCGAUCAUUGUCCUGUCCCUCCCAGUGCCCAGCAGCUUACCUGGUGUACCCUAAUGUGCACACACGCCCCCAUUUGUGUGCAUGUCGGUGCUGAAGCCUGUUCACACUGAACCAUCAUUUCUCCUUAAUAAAACACAAUAUUUAUUAUAACCAGGCAGGGGUGGAAGGACAAUUCGAUUUUUAAAUAAGACUACUUCAUUUUAAAGGCCAAAUAAGUUAGUUUUCUCCAUUUAUACACUAAGUAUAAAUAUGAAGCUAUUUUCUUAAUAGUUUUCUGUUUACAGUCAUAUCAAACAUUAAAUACAAGGCAUAUUCUUAUCAAUUUUAAGUGCAAUUCCAGUUAAUAGUAAUGUAUGGAAUGUGUGAUCUAAAACAGUGAUUCCCAGCCUUUUUGUUAUUUUAAACACCUGUUGUUUCACCUUUCCAGCAGAUAUUUUUCCAUUGAAGUAAAUUAAAAUUCAUUUUUAAGGAUUCCCUAAUACUCUGGGAUGUCAAGACCAGGUUUUACAAUCACUGUUUUCACAAUACGUACAAGUUCUACUCACCUUGAAAACAUGUUGAUAAAUAAAAGGUUAAAAUUUUUUCCAUAA
This is a messenger RNA of Globicephala melas (long-finned pilot whale), 3297 nucleotides long. RefSeq names its product pyruvate dehydrogenase E1 subunit alpha 1 (gene PDHA1). Gene Ontology annotation, cellular component: intracellular membrane-bounded organelle. Gene Ontology annotation, biological process: pyruvate decarboxylation to acetyl-CoA. The record is from RefSeq and is a predicted model, not a curated record. NCBI's taxonomy places the organism in Eukaryota, Metazoa, Chordata, Mammalia, Artiodactyla, Delphinidae. Gene Ontology annotation, molecular function: pyruvate dehydrogenase (acetyl-transferring) activity.